AUGCUCCCACUUCCGGUGUUGGUCAUGUCCUUCCUGGCGUUGACCGUCCCCGCCAGAGGGAACAAACCGCAGGUGCGAGUGACAACUUCGUUUGCAAACUUUGAUGCACGCAUUAUGGAUCAUUGGGGAGGCGGUGGAGGUGCAACAUGGACGAUUUCAAACGACUCUGUCCACCCAUUCGUGGGCAGGCAAUUCGGAGGGGCGAAGAUGAAGCAGAUCAUGGGUACUGGAGCCUUUGGAAGUGGGUAUCCCUGGGACAAGGACGAUCCGACGACGCUCAGUGGGCGAGGCUUCCCAUUUGGCACCUGGCCCAUCUGGUGGGGGAACGACUUUAUGGGGACAGACGAGUACAACUCGACCAAGGAUACUAUACGACCCGGUGGACAGCUCGUCACUGCUCCAGUCCAACUAAUCAAGGCGGGUUCACCAUUCACCAAUGCGACCGAGGACGAGAUGUACUACAUACUCGGAGACACGCAGAGUGUGACGUUUAUGAUGAUUUCGUUUGUCACCUGGUGUCAUGUGAAACCAGCUUGGCCAACAAAGUUUGACCCCCUAUCGCCCAACACGCCGAUACGACUGGAGAACGUUUUCCAGUACUAUCGCGCCAGCUCAUUCGCGCUCGCAUCAACUCUUUACAACAACACGUUUGCGCAAACGUCGAUUGCCAACUCGACGGAAAGCUCAUCGCUUCCGGGGCAAGUGGAGUAUUCGGACUAUCGACGAUGUGUCGAUAGUGUCAUCUCCAACGCGCUUCCCGUAAUGAACAAGCCGCCGCGUGUAAAGAACAAGUCGGUGACAUACGGGAUCUUCUUUGGGAUUUUUGGGAUCCCGAUGCUGGUAGCUGCGGGGUAUUUGCUGGUAUUCCUUUGGUAUCUGCUGGCUUGUGUCUGGUCCCUUAUUGUGGCCAUUUGGGAGCACAAAGCGGUCAUCUUCUCCUCGGUGAGGUCGCGAAUCGAGGAUGCUGCUACUCGCAAAGCUAGAGCAAAGGAGCAAAGGGAAGCAGGUCUUGCUUACGAGGCAUUCCCUUGA
Molecule: messenger RNA, 1032 nt
Organism: Serendipita indica DSM 11827
Lineage: Eukaryota; Fungi; Basidiomycota; Agaricomycetes; Sebacinales; Serendipitaceae
Source: the annotation of a GenBank genome assembly